UCAAGAGGCUGAGGCUGUCGUUGUUAGAUCUCCGCGGAAGAGUGGAAUGAAUGAGAAUGCAGGUGACUCCCAGAAGUGGACUAACAGCCCUGGAUACACUAACGUAGUGAAUAGUCCCUUCAAAACUCCUGUGUCUGCUAAAGGCGGAAGGACACAUAAUAAGCCAAAGGUUUCCAGUGAAGGCAGAUCAUGUCCUCCAACACCCAUCCCAAAUGCUGGUUCGCCUUCUCCUCUUACUCCCGCCGGCAGCUGUCGUUAUGACAGUUCCUUAGGUCUCUUAACAAAAAAGUUCAUCAAUUUGGUCAAGCAUGCAGAGGAUGGUAUUCUUGACCUUAAUAAAGCAGCAGAAACUUUGGAGGUGCAAAAGAGGAGGAUUUAUGACAUAACUAAUGUUUUGGAAGGCAUUGGUCUCAUCGAAAAGAAACUCAAGAACAGAAUACAUUGGAAGGGAGUUGAAUCUUCUACAUCUGGUGAGAUGGAUACUGAUAUCUCUAUGCUUAAGGAAGAAGUUGAGAAACUUUCUUUUGAAGAGCAGAGAUUAGAUGACCAAAUAAGGGAAAUGCAAGAAAGGCUGAGGAGUUUGAUUGACGAUGAAAACAAACAGAAGUGGCUUUUUGUGACUGAAGAAGAUAUUAAAGGCCUACCUUGCUUCCAGCACAAUGAAACUCUUAUAGCAGUUAAAGCUCCACAUGGAACCACCCUGGAGGUCCCUGAUCCUGAUGAGGCUGUUGACUAUCCACAGAGGAGAUAUAGAAUCAUUCUUAGAAGCACAAUGGGUCCCAUUGAUCUCUAUCUUAUCAGCCAAUUUGAAGAGAAAUUUGAAGAGAUUAAUGGUGCUGAGCCCCCUAUGAGCUUCCCACCUGCUUCAAGUUCAGGGUCCAAUGAGCAACUUGUGACAGAAAUGGUUCCUGCUGAAUGCAGUGGAAAAGGACUUGAACCUCAAGCUGAGCUCUCUUCUCAUACAUGCUCUGAUCUAAAUGCUUCACAAGAGGUUGCUGGAGGCAUGAUGAAGAUUGUCCCUUCAGAGGCAAACAACAACGCAGAUUAUUGGCUUCUAUCAGAUGCUGAAGUUAGCAUAACCGAUAUAUGGAGAACAGAUUCUAGUCUUGAUUGGAAUGGGGUGGACAUGCUUCAUCCUGACUUUGGAAUCAUCCCAAGACCACAAACUCCAACUGGAUUUGCUGAAGCGCCAUCUACAGUAGCUAACACUAAUCAGAUGUGAGUUUGAUUUCCCUAGUAGUAACAUAUAUCAGAAACUAUGGUUAGCCUUCAUCCUUUGCAGAGGGAAAUUGCUUCAAUAGAGUAAUUGCUAGCCUUGUGAAUGCUGAGGAUGCCGUCAGGAGCUGUUGAAUCGCUAGGAGUUGUUGCUAUACUUGAGUUAAAUCAUUGACUAUUUUAUGAAUAAACUAGUUAUAGACAUACUAUGCUCGUGGAAGAUUUAUCUUGGAAGGUAGAGCAGUUGCGGCAAAUACUAUAACAGAGAAGUUGAUGCUGUAUGAAAUGCAAACAAGGUGGGCUCCAUAGUCAGUAUCUUGUCAUAUGAUUGGCGAUAUUUGAAGUCUGUGGCAACGUGGGUCCAAUUUUUUUGA
This is a messenger RNA of Gastrolobium bilobum, 1589 nucleotides long. RefSeq names its product transcription factor E2FA. Gene Ontology annotation, biological process: regulation of transcription by RNA polymerase II. Gene Ontology annotation, cellular component: RNA polymerase II transcription regulator complex. Gene Ontology annotation, molecular function: DNA-binding transcription factor activity, RNA polymerase II-specific; RNA polymerase II cis-regulatory region sequence-specific DNA binding; protein dimerization activity. The coding region runs from base 47 to 1222 and encodes 391 amino acids. The transcript has 14 exons. NCBI's taxonomy places the organism in Eukaryota, Viridiplantae, Streptophyta, Magnoliopsida, Fabales, Fabaceae. The record is from RefSeq and is a predicted model, not a curated record.